This is a messenger RNA of Quercus robur (English oak), 3099 nucleotides long. RefSeq lists its product as uncharacterized. Lineage: Eukaryota; Viridiplantae; Streptophyta; Magnoliopsida; Fagales; Fagaceae. The transcript is spliced from 7 exons. The coding region runs from base 116 to 1591 and encodes 491 amino acids. The record is from RefSeq and is a predicted model, not a curated record. Gene Ontology annotation, cellular component: membrane.
UUCAACGAAAAUCCCAUGCGCCACACGUUGUGGACUCCCUAUUUGUCUUCUUACACUUCCAUCCUUAGUCCCAAAUUCCACUCCCAGUCUUUUGAGUGCCAGGUCUCUCUGCCCAAUGCCCAUUACUAUUGUGAUCAUGGCUUGCUCCUCAUCAACAACAAUAUGGAAAACAAAAACAACAUAUGACUACCCUGCUUCCAAAAUCUCAUGCUACUUCAAUAACAGUAACUCCUCCUUCUCCACCAAACCACUUCGUUUCACUGCUUACUCGUCUGACUCCUCCUCAUCACUAACACAAUCUUCUUCUUCUUCUUCUUCAACAUCCUCUUGUUCUUGUUCAACUUAUUAUUAUGCAGCUACUCCCAGAUAUAUAAGAAACCAGAAAUCUCCAGAGAAUGAAAGGACCCAUGAUGUCACUUUCUCUAUUGUACAUACUGAUGGUUCCAAUAUAUUUGAGCAGAAGAUAAACAAAGCUAAGGCUCACAAUUCUUUGAACAGGGGAUUGAAAGUGAUUGCAAAGAAGCGGCCUUUGUGGCGAAAAUUUUGGUUUUCUUCCAAGAAGAUGAGGAGUAUUAUCUUGCUCAACGUCAUUACUGUCGUCUAUGCAAGUGACAUUCCGAUUGUGAAAGGUGUUGAAAUGAGUAUGGACCCAGCGACCUUCUCUGCAGUGCGAUUUGUUGUCUCAGCCAUCCCAUUUUUGCCAUUUGUCUUUCGCGCUCGAGAUGAUAUUAAAACCCGCAAUGCAGGGAUGGAGCUGGGAUUGUGGGUUAGUUUAGGGUACCUUAUUGAGGCAAUUGGUCUACUUACAGCUGAUGCUGGGCGUGCAUCAUUCAUUUCAUUGUUUACGGUUAUAGUGGUUCCUUUGCUUGAUGGCAUAUUAGGAGCCUAUAUUCCUGCCCGUACCUGGUUUGGAGUUCUCAUGUCUGCUCUUGGGGUUGCUAUGCUGGAAUGUAGUGGAUCUCCUCCAAGUGUUGGAGAUCUUUUGAACUUUUUAAGUGCAAUAUUUUUUGGAAUUCACAUGCUUCGAACUGAACAUAUAUCAAGAAGCACAAAGAAAGAGAACUUCCUACCACUUCUUGGAUAUGAGGUGUGUGUUGUUGCUCUGUUAUCCACAAUCUGGGUUUUAAUUGGAGGAUGGUUUGAUGGUGUUAAUGGCUUUGACCAAUCAACAUGGACAUGGACAAAACUAUGGGAUUGGAUUGUCGCAUUUCCAUGGAUGCCUGCUCUAUAUACUGGCAUAUUCUCUACCGGAUUAUGCUUAUGGGUGGAGAUGGCAGCCAUGCGUGAUGUUUCAGCAACAGAAACAGCAAUAAUUUAUGGACUGGAGCCACUCUGGGGUGCAGGUUUUGCAUGGUUUCUCCUUGGUGAAAGGUGGGGUAUGAGUGGAUGGAUUGGCGCUGCUCUUGUGCUAGGGGGAAGCUUAAUGGUACAGAUGUUUGGAUCUUUACCAAUCAAUAAACCUAUUGAGGUUGAAGAGGCUAAUCAGAAAGGCAAUCUUCUACUAGUUCCAGAAAAGCAAAAAGUGCAAAGUGCUCUCUCUACUUCACCAGUUGUUGUCAGGACCAAGAAGGACGUAAUAGAUUUGUUGUAGUGAUCCCUUCUAGUGAUCUCUAAUGUUUGUUUUUUUAGAUAAAUCUCUGGAAGAAGCAUAAAUCUAAAGGUGUACAUAUAAAGGUUUUUUGUAGUUAGUAAAUAGUAAUCUAUUAUGUUUGUUCUCGUGAUGGCGCAGCCAUAGCAUGGUUAGGAAAAAAAAUAUCCUCUUUGAAAGGCUAAGGCUAAGGCAGAGCCCAAAAAUAAGUGUCCAGAUUAUGCGCUACCAUAUUGCCCUCCCUCUUAGUAUGAGAAAAGUUUAACCAAAGAAAAGAAUUAGAAAAACAUUUUGCGUCUCUGAUGAAGGAGCCAAAACCAGCCCGAGGAAGAGGUUCAUCUGUCAGAGCUUGAAACACAACCAAAGAAUCACCUUAAAGAACAGCUUGAGUCACUCCAAGCUCCAAAGCAAAUUCCAAUGCUCUCGCAGCAGCUGCAGCUUCAACUUCAAUAGCAGUAAAGAGCUGGGGGAUUACUUGGGACAUGGAAGCUAUGACUAAGCCAUGUGAAUCUUGGAUUACUACACCAAUUCCAGAUUUAUGGAAUUCCUGGAAAACAGCCCCAUUGUAGUUAAUCUUGAACAAGUUUGGAGGAGGAGCUUGCCAAAGGGUCCUUGGGCAGUGUUGGGGACUUGGCCUGCUAGGUGUAAGCUCGACGAACUCAUCAUACCUUGUUUUAGCCAGUUGAGAGAGCUGAUUAAUGGGGCAGCAGGGUCUUGAAUUCCAAGAUUGGUUCCUGUGAUUCCAUGUCGCCCAAACCUGCAUUGCAAAGAUUUCUAAAUUGUUGUUAGAGUCGAGGAUAAACUGAACUACCUCUUUGAAGCUUGAGAAAAUGUGGCCGUUUCUAAAAUUCCAGUUUCGCAGAGCAUUCCACACUGCAUCCAAAUGAGAGCGAGUCCAAAGGCCAUGAAGAGCAUCCUCUGGGGCUUGUGAGCAUCUUUCGCACAGUGGAUCAGUGAUGAUUGUUCUACGGACCAAGUUGGUUUUGGUGGGGAUAACAUCUUGGCAAGCUCUCCAAAGUAAAUUCUUGACUUUAUUUGGAGUUGUUCAAAGACCAUAUACCUUUCCACAAGGACUGGUCCGUAGCAGCUGGGGAGGGUUGUAGCUGAAGAUCCGAAUGUUUACAGAGAAAACGAUAUCCAGACUUACAAGUAUGAUCUCCAUUCUGAGUAAAUGACCAAAAUAACGUAGCUACAAUUUACAAUGAGUUCUAUCCGAUUAUGCAUGAAAUAGUGGGGGCCUGGUUUAUGGUGACAAGUGGUUGAAGAGGUAAGGGUCUGGUUGAGCUAAAGCGUCUGCUGGAUAAGGCUGCUACAGAGAGUAGUAAAGGCGUUUGACAUGCAUGGAUAAGUCUGAACGAAGCUGCUUCAAGAUGUUUUUGGAACCUUUUUUUAAGUGUUGAACACUUUCUAGUGGAAAUGAACAUGUCCUCCUUCCCAAAAAUGCUUCAACUCAAACGGAAAAUGUUCCCUCAUCUUCAGUUACUCAAAUGAUCAAAUUGGUUUUCACAGUA